AUGCUUCGUCUCUGCUCACGCAAAUCCUUCGUUGUAGUAGGUCUUGUUGCCAUUUAUUUCUCAGCUUCGCGUUUAUCACCACUCAGUCUGCGACAAUACUUGUCACGCUUUCCGGCCCAGAAAUCAUCCAUCAUGGCGGGAACGGUCGACGUGUUGAAUGCCGACGUUGCGCUUUUGCGCUCCAAGCUCCAGUCUGGCGAGCUGCAAAGUGUCGAUCUUGUCGCCGCCUACCUGAAACAGAUCAACAAGCACAAUGCGGAUGGGGCUGGAUUGAAGGCCCUGAUAUCCGUCGCACCUGAAGAGACUGUAUUGUCCCAAGCUCGUCACUUGGACGAGGAAAGGAAGACCAAAGGCACCAGAGGUCCCUUCCAUGGCAUCCCCAUCAUUGUGAAGGAUACAAUGCUCACCGAAGCCUCCCUGGGCAUGGACACUACCUGCGGCACGCUUGGCUUGAUUGGUGCGAAAGGACGAAAAAACGCCGAUGUCGUUGAGCUGUUGUUGAAAGCGGGAAUGAUUAUCCUAGGGAAGGCCAACUUGUCGGAACUGAACCUGUUCAAAGCAAGUCCUCCAAACACCGCUGGGUGGUCUUCUGCCGGAGGACAGUGUUCUUCGCCUUAUGUCGAGGGCGGAGUUCUGCCAAAUGCCACAUUUUUGGGACACAGCACACCUGCAGGUUCAUCCUCCGGAAGCGCAGCUGCGGUGGCCGCCGGGUUCGCACCUAUCGCACUUGGCGCUGAGACCGACGGAUCGCUUGUCCAACCUACUUCGAGGGCAGGACUUUACGCCUUGAAGCCCACCCCGGGAACCGUCUCUGUGAAGGGCGUCCUUGCACUUCCAACCUACGAUGCCAUCGGCCCGAUAGCCAGAACGGCCAAAGACGUGGCCGACAUGUUGACACUUCUCACUGGUACAAACUUGAGCCAUGAAUCCAAGAUAUCCUGGGAUGGGUUGAGAGUUGGAUUUGUCGACUAUGACAUUUGGGCUCCUGCCACGUUUGUCGUAGAGCCUGUCGAGUCUUUUACAUCCCAAACGAAAGCUGAUAUCGAGGCUGUCGCGGCCAAAAUCUCGUCACUCGGUGGGAAGGUUGUUCGUGAUGUGCCGUUGCCCCCAUUCGGGCAGCUGACGGAAAUCAUUGAACAGAAGCACAACGUGAACCCAGACGAUUUGUGGGGGUACGGUUUCCGCGACGAGUUUGAUGCUUUCGUAUCACUCUAUGAGACGAGCCAGAUCCGUUCCUUGGCUGAGCUUGUGCAGUUCAACAAGGAUCAUGCAGAUCGAUGCCUUCCCGCAGACCACCCAUCCCAGGCAUUCCUCGAGACGGCCCUAGAAGAGAAGGCCGAUCCCGAGAUAGACACCAAAGUCGCCAAGGUCAAGAAAACAGCACAGGCAUUGAUUGAUGAAGUGCUUGCAAAAUACGAGGUGGACGUGAUUCUCGCACAGUCUGACGGCCGCAUGGCAAGUGUUGCGGCGGCAGCAGGAUACUCCGUUGCAGCCUUGCCCGUUGGAUAUGCUGACUUCAAUGGAAGGGCAUGGGGUGUCAAUGCUAUUGCGGGCGCUGAUGGUGAAAGCAAACUCUUGGACCUCAUGAGUGCCUGGGAGGCUACGUUUCCCGAGGCAAGGAAAGCUCCUCGAAGCUGA
This is a messenger RNA of Sordaria macrospora k-hell, 1638 nucleotides long. RefSeq lists its product as uncharacterized. The record is from RefSeq and is a predicted model, not a curated record. NCBI's taxonomy places the organism in Eukaryota, Fungi, Ascomycota, Sordariomycetes, Sordariales, Sordariaceae.